AUUGCCUAUGGAACCACAGAGAACAGCCCUGUGUCAUUCUGUGGCUUCCCAACAGACAAUUUGGAGAGGAAGUCAGAGACUGUUGGGUGCAUUACCAAUCACUUAGAGGUAUGUCUCAUCCACCUGAGUCAUUUAUGUGCAUAUGUUUUAAUAUCUUUACUUCUAUUAUACAAUAAGUAUAUUUAUGUCUGUUAAAGGGAUACUUUGGGAUUUUGGCAAUGAAGCCCUGUAUCUACUAACGUUAGCGCAAUGACUGGAAGUAUAUCUGUUACCAUAGACUUCCAGUCUUAGCUGUUACUAUAGACUUCCAGUCAUUGGGCUAACACUGGUUAGCGUUGGCUCGCAAAACUACCUCCAACUUCCUUCAUACUGGACGGAGAGACAUAAAACUGGUAUCCACAAGUUGAUUUGACUUUUCAUUCCCAAAAUCCUGAAGUAUCCCUUUAAGCAUAUCUAAAGCAUAUACAUUACAUGUCUUAUCCACAUAGGCAGAAUUGCUGGGAGCAUGAUUUUAUUAUCAUAUGGUAACUGACUGCAGUAGAGUCUCACCCUAUUAUCCUUACCACUGCUGUCCCUCAGGCUAAGGUAGUUGAUCCUGACUCUGGAGAGCUCAUGCCUCUUGGGAUAUCAGGAGAGCUGAUGAUCAGGGGCUACUGUGUAAUGCUGGAGUACUGGGGGGAUGUCGCCAAGACAGACAAGUGCAUUACCAAAGACCGCUGGUAUAAGACUGGGUGAGUGGACAGGUCUGGUCCCAUACACCUCCCAAACACUGAUGUCUCAACUUUUACUUAUGUGUCAUACAUGUAUCCUUAUACCCAUAUGCAGUGACAUCGCCAGCCUGGACAAGUAUGGCUACUGCCGCAUCGAGGGCCGAAUAAAGGACAUGAUCAUCCGAGGAGGGGAGAACAUAUACCCAGCUGAGAUUGAGCAGUUCCUACACACCCACCCUAAAGUCCAGGAAGCACAGGUGAAUUCUCAAUCAGUUUGUUUGUAUAUGCUUGAACAGAAGCAGAAAGAUCGUUUUAUAGGGAAAUGUCCUUUUGUCAGGAGCUGUAGAGCAAGGACUGCUAAUGUUAAUGUUUCUUUCCCGCUCUCUAUCAGGUGAUAGGAGUAAAGGAUGAGCGUAUGGGAGAGGAGGUGUGUGCCUGCCUCAAUCUGAAGGAGGCAAUGGAUUGCAGUGCAGAGGACAUCAAAGCUUACUGCAAGGGAAAGGUGAGAGAUUGAAAUAAAAAGGUUCUGCAACUUCCUGCUGUGGCUAGCCUAAAUUCCUAAAAUGUACUGUUAUUCUGUUUCUCUUCUUUCCCCUCUCAGAUUGCUCAUUUCAAGAUCCCACGCUAUGUAACAUUUGUGAAGGGCUACCCGCUCACAGUUUCAGGAAAGGUAAUCUCUCAAACCAUAUACUCUUACUCAAAGCUAAGCUAACAUGCCCCUUAAUGUAUGUUUCUACUACAUGAACAUUGACCAACAUUUGUUGUGUAUUUGUUUAUACAAUUCUGAAGACAUAAUCAGGAAGCCUAAGUACUUGUCAGAGACAAAUUAGUUUUGAUGAACAGUCCAUUGCAUAAACUGUAUGUUCCUUGUGGUCCUCUUCAAAACCAUUUAGAAAUGGAGAGAAAUGUGAGUAGCCCAAUCCCCCGUCUCUAGACAGAAAGAAAGUGAGCUAUUAAGCAGUCUGCACGCAGCAGUCCUGCUAAACGCAUUCAGAGGGCGUCAUGUUGGAGGAGUCACGAACCACCACGGCUGCCUGGUCGAUCUGAGAAACCACCCUGACAUAAAACACUGUAUUUAAUACAAAGACUUAUUCUCUCCUUUCUUUUUUUAUUCCUCUUUCAGAUCCAGAAGAACAAACUGCGUGAGCAGACAGAGAAGUUUCUGGCUCUGUGA
Molecule: messenger RNA, 1884 nt
Organism: Coregonus sp. 'balchen'
Lineage: Eukaryota; Metazoa; Chordata; Actinopteri; Salmoniformes; Salmonidae
Source: the annotation of a GenBank genome assembly